AUGGCCGCCACCACCCAGGCACAGGACAAGGAUGGCACCACCUUCAUUGAACACUCUACCAGCCUUGAACCGGGCCUCACGGUGGAGAAGACACUGGCCGAUGCAGAAGUCACCGGCAAGCUCGACACUAUCAGCACCUCUAUGGCCAACCAGGGUACCCACACAGAACAUGAGCUCACCUAUCUCGAGGCAUUGAAGAUCUACCGCAAAGGUGCCUUUUGGUCGAUAUUUUUCUCUCUGUCCAUCAUCAUGCGUGCAUACGACAUUGAGAUAACCGGAAACUUCUUCGCCCUUCCGUCGUUCCAGAGUCAUUUUGGUCACGAAGUACCUGGCCAUGGCUAUCAGAUAACAGCCAACUGGCAAGUCGCUAUGUCUAUGGGUUCCCUCGUCGGACAGAUCAUUGGUGCAUACAUUGUCGCGUGGCCAAUGGAGAGAAUUGGGCGCCGGAAGACGCUGGCUGUGUAUCUCCUGUUGACCUCCGCCUUGGUGUUUAUGCAGGUCUUUGCUCCCAACAUUGAGGUCUUGACGACAAGCAUGUAUCUGUCGGGCAUCAUCUGGGGCGGAUACUGCGUCCUUGCCCCAACCUAUGCUUCGGAGUGUCUUCCCAUGAAACUCCGAGGGUUUCUGACAGGAUAUAUCAACCUGUGCUACGUGAUGGGCCAGUUCAUCCAAACGGGCAUCACAAGGGGCUUCAUCAACAGAGUGGACAAGUGGGCAUACAAGAUACCCUAUUGCAUCCAGUGGGCCUGGCCAAUAAUCAUCCUCCCGGGCUUGUUCUGGGCCCCAGAAAGCCCCUGGUGGCUCGUACGGCAGCAUAAGAUGGAAGAGGCCGAGGGCUCCCUUAGGAGACUUUCGGAGAAGCACGAAAAGGUGGAAGUGACGAACACGUUGGCUAUGAUGGUGAAGACCGAUCUGUAUGAGCGCGAGGUCGAAGUCGGCACCACUUAUAUGGAUUGCUGGAAGGGCCCUAAUCGCAGGAGGAUGGAGAUUUGCAUCAUGCUCUUUGUGAUCCAGAACUUCUCCGGUAAUCCGGUGGGCUUUGCCACUUAUCUCUUCGAACAAGUGGGAUUGAGUGCCAAACACUCUUUUGACAUGGGUCUUGGACUCAACGGCCUUGGAUUCCUUGGGACUCUUGCAUCUGCCAUCCCACUCAUCUACUUUGGACGACGCCUCUGUUACAUGGCAGGCCUGGCCUAUGUCAUCGUGAUUCUGUUCAUCGUGGCCUUCAUGUGUCUUGCGUCGGAUUAUGCGAGCAACCCAUCAUACUCUUGGGCGCAGGCCGCGCUCUUGUGCACCCUACAGUUUGUCUGGCAGAUGACACUCGGCCCGCUGACCUACGUUGUGGUGUGCGAGACCCCGUCCACCAAACUCAGGUCGAAGACGAUAGCACUGGCGACGAUGAUCGAUGCAGCAACCGGACUGGUCACCACCGUGAUUGGGCCGUACCUGCUCAACCCUGGUGCGGCCAAUGCUGGGGCCAAGAUCGAGUUUUUGUACGGCGGUAUCUCCAUCAUCUCGCUCACAUGGUGCUUCUUCCGGCUCCCUGAGACCAAGAAUCGGACUUUUGAAGAGUUGGAUAUCCUGUUCGAGAAACGGGUGCCGGCGCGACAGUUCAAGGGCUAUGUCAUUGAUCGUUCUGAGGAGUCAUGA
This is a messenger RNA of Fonsecaea erecta, 1650 nucleotides long. RefSeq lists its product as hypothetical. The transcript is spliced from 4 exons. Bases 1 to 1650 code for a protein of 549 amino acids. Gene Ontology annotation, biological process: transmembrane transport; carbohydrate transport. Gene Ontology annotation, cellular component: membrane. Lineage: Eukaryota; Fungi; Ascomycota; Eurotiomycetes; Chaetothyriales; Herpotrichiellaceae. Gene Ontology annotation, molecular function: carbohydrate:proton symporter activity. The record is from RefSeq and is a predicted model, not a curated record.